This is a messenger RNA of Cotesia congregata, 1617 nucleotides long. The record is from the annotation of a GenBank genome assembly. NCBI's taxonomy places the organism in Eukaryota, Metazoa, Arthropoda, Insecta, Hymenoptera, Braconidae.
AUGGUCGCUAACAAUUUUAAGUCAAUCAGUUCAACUCAAACUAUCUUCACAAUAGAAAAUAAAAAUACAUUACCGAAAGAUGGUGUGAAUUUCGAAACAGCUAUAGAAUUAUGUGAAUAUGGAAAAUUUCAUUAUAGUGUCAUCAUUGUUUGCGGACUGAUAUUUGUAUUUGGAGGAUGUCAGAGUGGUAUAAAUUCAUAUAUAAUUCCAGCAGCAGAAUGUGAUCUCAAUUUAAAUUCUCAUCAAAAAGGUCUUAUCAACACAGCAUUUUUAAUUGGCGGUAUGUCAAGUUCAUUUCUUUGGGGCAUAUCGGCUAAUGCUUAUGGCCGGAAGAGGAUUCUUGUUGGUACUUUAUUAACUGAUAGCCUUCUCACGUUUUUAUCAAGCCUUUCUCAGAGCUUUGAGGUUCUCGUUGUCUUCCGAGCAUUCGCUGGUUUUUUAAUUGGAGCUCCAGGUUCAUUAAUUUACAAUUAUCUUGGUGAAUUUCAUACAUCUAAAUUACGUGUUAAGUGCAUGUGUAUCAUCGGUUUUUGCUGGACAUCUGCAUCAUUAUUAUUACCAGGUCUGGCGUGGUUCAUUAUUCCUCUUAAAUUUUCAUUUGAAUUUGCGGGAUUUAUCUUCAAUUCUUGGAGACUUUAUCUCGGAUUAAUUGGAGUCCCAACUUUAGUCCUGGGAUUUAUUCUUACUAUGUACCCGGAAAGUCCUAAGUAUUUAUUAUCUCGUGGUAGAAAACAAGAAGCCCUUGAAAUUCUUCGAGAAAUCUAUGCUGUUAAUACUGGGCGAAACAAGUCUGACUAUCCUGUAAAGGAAUUAAAGAUUUCUACUGAUGAGAUUGAUGAGAGGAAUAAAUUGUCGAUUGAAGUGACGAUCGAUGAUGCAUCUAAUUUACUUGUAAUCAAAAGACUAUUAAAAGAGGCAUGUCGAGAAAUAAAAACUUUGACAUCUACUCCUCAUGUCAAGUGGGCACUGCUCUGUUGGACUAUUUAUUUUACAAAUUUAUUCGGCUGGUAUGGCUUUGGUAUAUGGAUGCCAGAAUUACUGAACCGAUUUGAAAAUUUCUACAAACUUCAUCCAAAUAUUACAACAGCAAGUGUAAGUGAGUUAGUAUCACUGAAUCAAACAUCAACGAUACGUAAAUAUGAUUGUGAAAAUCACAGUAUGAAUGAAAAAGUAUUUGUUAACACAUUAAUAAUAAAUGCUGCGUGUUCAAUAGGAAACAUAAUGUGUAUUUACUUAUCUAAUCAUGUAGGACGACGUACAAUUCCUGUAACGACGUUGAUUGUCUCUGGAGUUGCUGGAGUAGCUUUGUAUUUUAUAAGAUCGUCCACACAAAUUAUAAUUGUGUCUGGCAUAUUUUCAGUAGCAAUGACAGCAGCUAAUAUUGUUUUAAAUAGUACUGUUGUUGAUAUAUUUCCUACACAUAUAAGUGCCCUCGCUCUAUGUAUAAAUUCAUUCUUUGGACGUAUUGGUGCUAUUGUUAGUAAUAUUGCAUUUGGAGCACUUGUUGAUGUCAAUUGCGAAGUACUGAUUUUUCUUGUAGCCUCUAUUAUUAUUGUGGGUGCCAUGCUAGCAUUUUUUCUUCCUCCAAAAGACCCUCCUCGGGUUUUAGAGACUUAA